GCCAUCGAGCAGGCAACAACCAGCCAAAAAAGAACAAAAUUUAAACAAUUUUUUAAAAAUUCUUUAAAUCUACGUAAACGUAAAUACCCAACUCAAAAAUGGAAUACACGAGCAAGACCCAGAUCUACCAGAAGGUGAAGAAGCCCCUGUUGGAGCGUCAGCGACGGGCCCGCAUGAACAAGUGCCUGGACAACCUGAAAACACUUGUCGCCGAACUCCGAGGUGAUGAUGGCAUCCUGCGGAUGGACAAGGCCGAGAUGCUCGAGUCGGCGGUGGUCUUCAUGCGCCAGCAAAAGAACCCAAAGAAGGUGGUUCAGGAAGAGACCGCCCUGCCCCUGGACAGCUUCAAGAAUGGCUACAUGAAUGCCGUCAACGAGGUGUCACGUGUCAUGGCCUCCACACCUGGCAUGAGCGUCGACCUGGGCAAAUCGGUGAUGACUCACCUGGGCCGCAUCUACAAGAACCUGCAGCAAUUCCAUGAGGCACAGAGCGCCCAGAAUUCCCUCCAGAUCUCCAUGGACUGCUGCUCGUUGGACAAGGCGCCCCUCAGCCCCGCCUCCUCUGGAUAUCACAGCGACUGCGACAGCCCCGCCCCCUCACCACAGCCCAUGGAACAGCAGCAGCCCCUGUGGCGCCCCUGGUAAAAGGGAUUAAGUGGCAUGAAGGUGGAGUGGCAGGACCAACCAACAACGCAUCUGUGAUAGCCCAACUGUGAUGGCAACAAAAUAGCAAAUUGAAAAACCACUAGCAGAACAAAUAUAAACCAAUUUUAAACGAAAA
Drosophila elegans is the source of this 780-nucleotide messenger RNA. RefSeq names its product enhancer of split m8 protein (gene E(spl)m8-HLH). Lineage: Eukaryota; Metazoa; Arthropoda; Insecta; Diptera; Drosophilidae. Gene Ontology annotation, molecular function: RNA polymerase II cis-regulatory region sequence-specific DNA binding; protein dimerization activity; DNA-binding transcription factor activity, RNA polymerase II-specific. The transcript has a single exon. The coding region runs from base 99 to 644 and encodes 181 amino acids. Gene Ontology annotation, cellular component: nucleus. The record is from RefSeq and is a predicted model, not a curated record. Gene Ontology annotation, biological process: regulation of transcription by RNA polymerase II; anterior/posterior pattern specification; regulation of neurogenesis.